Messenger RNA from Morone saxatilis (striped sea-bass), 1070 nucleotides. RefSeq names its product translational activator of cytochrome c oxidase 1 (gene taco1). Gene Ontology annotation, cellular component: mitochondrion. NCBI's taxonomy places the organism in Eukaryota, Metazoa, Chordata, Actinopteri, Moronidae. The coding region runs from base 1 to 903 and encodes 300 amino acids. The transcript has 5 exons. The record is from RefSeq and is a predicted model, not a curated record.
AUGGCGGGGGCAGCGGCGGUGCUAAGGGCUCUCCGGACCCUGCGCCCCCGGACUCCGGCCGCGACCUCCGGCAGGUUCCCGGCCCCGGCGGAGUUCGUCCUGCCGCCGGCUUCAUGCGUGUUGUACCCGCCGUGGAGGAGCUCUCCUGUCAGGACCCUGCAGCUGUGCUCCGCCUUAUGUGCCGGACACAACAAGUGGUCAAAGGUGAAGAACAUUAAGGGACCUAAAGAUGAGGCGAGGAGCAGGAUGUUUAUGAAGUUUAGUAUGAUGAUAAAGAUAGCUGUGAAAGAGGGUGGACCCAACCCAGACAUGAAUAUAAACUUAGCCCACGUAUUGGAGCAGUGCAAAAGCAAGAACAUGCCCAAGGCGUCUAUAGAGUCUGCAAUCAAGAGUGCGGAAAAGGCCAAAGGUGGGUCCCAGCACAUGUUUGAAGCUCGGGGGCCCGGUGGAUGUCUGCUGCUCAUCGAGGUGUUGACUGACAGCUACUCACGCAGCCAGCAGGACAUAAAACGUCUGCUUAACAAGAAUGGGGGGAUGCCAUCAGAUGGAGCCCGCCACAGCUUCAACAGGAAGGGGGUGGUGAUGGUGCCGGGGCAGAACAUCUCGACGGAGCGAGCUCUGGAGCUGGCUAUUGAGGCGGGAGCCGAAGAUGUCCAAGAGACUGAGGAUGAGGAGGAGCAGCCCCUCCUGCAGUUUACAUGUGAUAUAAUGGACGUGAAGAAGGUGCGUGACUCGAUGGAGGGGCUGGGAAUGCAGAUUACGUCUGCUGGGUUGGAGUUUGUUCCUCGCAGCUUCUCGUCUUUGGACCAGAAUCAGCUUGAUGCUGCUUCAACGCUUAUAGAAGCCCUCAAUGACUGUCCAGAUGUAGUUCGAGUGUGGGACAACAUCCAGGCGGACAGCUGAGGACGCUUCCUGGACACUUGGUGGACAAUGAAUAUCUUACAUGCGGAGUAUCGGAUUUCACAUAGAAUGGAUUUGCAAACAUAUUCUGUUUUAUCAUUAUCAAUAUAAAAAUGAGUGUAUGUUUUCUGCAUAUGAAAAAAAGAAAAUGAAAUUGUGAUCCUUGUUAA